Mycosarcoma maydis (corn smut) is the source of this 1077-nucleotide messenger RNA. RefSeq lists its product as uncharacterized. NCBI's taxonomy places the organism in Eukaryota, Fungi, Basidiomycota, Ustilaginomycetes, Ustilaginales. Bases 1 to 1077 code for a protein of 358 amino acids. The transcript has a single exon. The record is from RefSeq and is a predicted model, not a curated record.
AUGCCAGGUCUCGAACAUGCGGUUCUCUCGCGGCUGGACGAAUCCACGAUCACGCGCACGUCGGCCGUGUACACGGGCUCGAUCGACACGACGUGGUGCAUCGGCUCGGUUCCCCAAGGUGGCUACUCGCUCUCGAUCAUCCUCAAUGCAGUGCUAGCUUUCAUGCGCACACCCGAACUGGUAUCUACAGACGUCAAGUCGGUCUCACACCAAGAUCCGCUGCUUCUUUCGGCGACCUACAUCCAGGCUGUGACGUGGACGGAUUUCCAAGUGCGCAUCCGCGUUCUGAAACGCGGCAAGAGCCUGAGCAAUCUGCAGGCAGAGCUGUGGCAGGAUGACAAGAUGCGCAUCACGACGCAGGUGCUCAUGACGGAUUUCGGCGUGCAGAAGGAGUCGGCGGAUCGAACCAAGGUGGCUGGCUUGAAGGGCAAGGAUGUUCACGAUCCGAGUAGGAACGGAUACACGAUUACCGAGCGAUCGCAGUGGGCGCCUCAGUUUCCGCUCUCGCCCCCCGAGAGGUGCGAUAAGCCUCACCUGUUCGGUACUACAGCUGAAAACGGCAAGACGUUUGGAUUCGGUGAGCUGAUUAGUAUCGCCAACGAUCCCAAACAUACUCAAUCCUCGCUUACUUCCAACACGCUUUCAGCCGGAGCGUACUACUCACUCAUUCCUCAACCCUACCCGCAACUCGACACACACCUCGUCGCAACCGGCCGUCUAUCGGAACCCAAAAAUCUGCUCCCCUUCCUAGCUGACAUGUUUACAAGCCCACCCAUGAUGAUCCCCUCGAAACACGCAUCCCACUGGUACCCAACCCUCCACCUCACUAUCGAAUUCAAACGUCGCCUACCCGCCAUAACGCGAACUGCCACCCUCUCGCGUGCCAGAUUCAUGAUCAAUGGCCAACACGAAUCCGACUCGGAACUCUGGUCGCACCCAGACGACCAGCACCUCUUCAACCCCAACCCAGCGCCUUCCGAACCAAGAUCGUUCAUCCUAGCCAUCGCAAGACAAACCGCACUCGUCCUCCCCUUCUCCGUCAACCAGAACAAAACCCUUGCCAACCCCAAACUCUGA